AAACAGACUUUAUUAACUGAUACCACAGACGAUUGUCCCCAAAAAGUGACUAGACCAAGGCCUAUGGAAACAUGUGGUGUUUGUGUCGCCACCACUGUAGAAAUGGCAGCAGCACCAAAUGCUGAAGCGGAAAUACCGCCC
Messenger RNA from Racocetra persica, 141 nucleotides. Lineage: Eukaryota; Fungi; Glomeromycota; Glomeromycetes; Diversisporales; Gigasporaceae. The record is from the annotation of a GenBank genome assembly.